Molecule: messenger RNA, 1790 nt
Organism: Dreissena polymorpha
Lineage: Eukaryota; Metazoa; Mollusca; Bivalvia; Myida; Dreissenidae
Product: GTPase IMAP family member 9-like
Exons: 4
Coding region: 101-1462 (453 amino acids)
Molecular function (GO): GTP binding
Source: RefSeq, a predicted model, not a curated record
CGAUAACACCGGGUAAGCGUCUGAUAAUAAAAUCAUAUAUGAACUACAACGGCUUAUAUUAAACACUUUGUUUAACUACUAUCGCUGUAUUACGUGUGUAAUGGCUGCGGAGGGACAAGAGGCGGGCGAUGAAUGGGCUGCACGUCAAACAAACGAUAUCACCAUACUCUUGGUGGGACAGACCGGACAUGGAAAAAGCGCUACCGGAAACAGCAUUCUCGACAGGAAGGCUUUCGUUUCCAUGUCAUCGCCAGCAUCCGUCACAGAUUCAAUCCAACGAGCGGUCGCUGUACGGAAUGGGCGUCGAAUCGAAAUUGUGGAUAGUCCUGGAUUUGCUGAUACAUCCAAAGGGAAAGAAUUUGUAAGGAAGAGUCUUACACAAGCUGUCUACCAGACGCUUCCUGGAUUUAACGCAAUUGUUUUCGUCUUGUAUCCAGAUAGGUUCACUGAUGAACUGGUAAAGACCGUAAAUCUUUUCUUUGAGUUUUUCGGAACAGGUGUAAACAAAUUUGCUUUCAUUAUGUUCACACACUUUAAAUCAAAAGAGAACAUGCAUGAAUAUAUAGACAAUGCUUAUGCAAACCCGACGGGUAACGUACAGGUUCUUUUGGAACUAAUAGAAAGAUGUGAGAGCAGGGUUUUGUGCAUCGAUAACAAAAUGAAGAACGAAAAAAUUCAAGUCAUGGUAGAUGAUAUUAUUCGUUCAAUCGAUGCAAACACCGUGCGCUUAGGACAAGAAUAUUUCACGAACGCCAUGUUUGAAGACGCUAGGAAAUAUGUAGACGAUGUUCUUAAAAAUGUGAAGAUAAGCCGUAUUAAAACGCAGCUAAGGGAAUCGAUUGAAAUACCAAAAAGAGUAGAAGAAAAUACAAAAAUGAAGAUAGCUGAGCCAGCUGAUACAGCUGAGAAGGUGAACGAGACAGUUGCAGAUGAAGGCAAACAGACAGUACGUCGCCUUUGCCAACGAUAUGAAUCAAACGCAUCAGACUUUAGAAUGUUAAGUCGAGACCGCAUCAACACUAGGCCUUGGAAAAGUACCAGAGAUUUGAGACAAGUAUUUGACGAAACUCCACUUGUUCAGGAGAAGAACGCUAUCGAAGGAAACCAUGAACCACAGCCAAAUAUUUGCCCUAGAAAGUCAGUUGCUACAUCGACAGUAGAUGAUAGCUCGCUUCUUCGAAAAGAAAACUGGUCUGAAUUUGAUAGCAGAAUUUCUGGAGUUUUUCAUCAAAGUCUUAAUACAAAUCUUCAUGAUUGCUUGAAUCCUGACAGUGGAGACCCAGAAAUUGUAAAUUCAAGUGAGGUUGAACCGAAUGAUCCUGGACUACUUGAAGUUCCUGGCCGAAAAUACGACAUAUUUAAGGAUGAACUCAAGAAAGAUAAAAGGUCAUUCGACCGAGCAUUUGCAGCCGUUUCAAACUGGUUUAAUCGGAGAAUUAAAAAAGCAUCAAACUUGUUUUAACAUUCACAAGGUUGUUCAAGCUUUCUUUCUUUUUUUUCUGUUAACGAUUGAUAUAAUGUGCUUUAAUUCACAAACCAAACAAUCAGCACUAGCAUUUUAAGUUUUUUUUCAAAUUUAACACGUCUCAUGUAAAAUGAUGAAAUUUUCUUACCAUCCUCUCGAUAAAAUUUUAAAUAUAACAAAACCAUGAGAGGCAAAAUACAUUCCAGAAAACAUAAGAUACGAUUCAUUGUCUUUUUCAUCCUCUCUAAAUCAAUUCGUCUAUGAAGCGGAACGAAAAUGUUACCAUGGUAAAUAUGAAGCUGGACAAAAUAAACUAAUAAUGUAU